AUGGCAGAAAGCUGGUCUUUCUUGGAUACUUUUGAGCCUAACUUCAGGCCUCUGGUAGUAAUUGAGCUUGCAAAAGGCACCAAAGAGGAAACUAUAGAAUGGUUCACUAAACGAAUUGUGGACAAAAAAGCAAAUGGAGGUGCACAACUGCUGGUUAAACCAUUGGUCACAGAAAAUGGAGAUGAAACUAUCUAUCUAGUUGGAGCUUCCCACUUAAGGCUGUUGCUGGGAGCUGAAACUGUGGGUUUGGUGAAAGAAUGUAAUGAUAACUCAAUGAGGACUUUUACAUACAGCAGUAGAAAAACUUUUAAAGAUUUUGCAGAUGACAAUCACAAUUUCCUUACAAUGGCAGAAUGUCAGUAUAUCAUCAAACAUGAACUCGAAAAUUUGAGAGCUAAAGACGAAAAAAUCAUCCCUGGAUAUCCUCAGGCAAAGCUGUAUCCAGGAAAAUCAAUUGUGAGAAGAUUAUUGACCAGUGGUAUUCUAGUUCAGAUUUUCCCGCUGCAUGAUAGAGAAGAGUUGAAAAAGCUCCGUCACAGCUGGUAUGGCCGGGUGAAAGUUGGCUAUCAACCUUUAGAUGAGAUACGCUGCUACUUUGGUGAAACUAUUGCUCUCUACUUUGGCUUCUUAGAGUACUUCACAUUUGCUUUGAUUCCAAUGGCUGUCAUUGGGAUUCCUUAUUAUGUGUUUGCAUGGGAAGACUAUGACAAAUAUGUGAUGUUUGCCACAUUUAAUCUGCUCUGGUCCACUGUGAUACUGGAAGUUUGGAAGCGGAUUUGCGCCAUCGUGACAUACCGUUGGGGGACGCUGUUGAUGAAACGACAGUUUGAAGAACCAAGACCAGGCUUCCAUGGUGUCCUGGGUAUCAAUCCCAUCACUGGGAGAGAGGAACCAGUGUACUCGAGUAUUAAGAGACAGAUACGGAUUUAUCUGGUGUCCUUACCAUUUGUGUGCCUUUGCCUCUACUUCUCACUGUACGUGAUGAUGAUUUACUUUGACUUGGAACAGUGGGCUCUGGAUUAUCAUGAAGAGAAUGAGUCUAACUUCAGCAGCUUGAUGCUGUUUGUGCCCAGUAUCAUAUAUGCUGUUGUGAUUGAAAUUAUGAACCGUAUCUAUCGCUAUGCUGCUGAAUUCUUAACGUCAUGGGAAAAUCACAGGCUGGAAUCUUCAUACCAGAAUCAUUUAAUUCUGAAGGUUUUAGUGUUCAACUUCUUAAAUUGUUUUGCAUCCCUCUUCUACAUUGCCUUUGUGCUGUUUGAUAUGAAGCUUUUGAGGCAGAGCUUGGCCACUUUGCUGAUAACUUCGCAGAUCCUCAAUCAGUUUGCAGAAUCCUUGCUUCCUUACUGGCUCCAAAAGAGACAGAAGAAGAGGAUGAAGAAACGCAUGUGUUCUCUGAAAACAGAUACGGAUCUGUCACUAGUCGAGCAAGUCAACUUGGAGAGAGAAAUGGGCACCUAUUUUGGUACUUUUGAUGAUUACCUGGAGUUGUUCUUACAGUUCGGCUAUGUGAGUCUUUUCUCAUGUGUUUAUCCACUGGCAGCUGUCUUUGCAGUAUUAAACAACAUCACAGAGAUAUAUUCUGAUGCCUUAAAGAUGUGUAGAGUUUACAAGCGUCCAUUUGCAGAACCUACAGCAAGUAUCGGUGUUUGGCAGUUGGCUUUUGAAACUAUGAGUGUAAUAUCAGUAGUCACUAAUUGCAUACUGAUUGGAAUGUCUCCACAAGUGAAUGCCCUUUUUCCAGACUCAAAAAUGGACCUUAUUCUGACUGUGGCAUUGGUAGAGGUAAGCCUCUGUGCUGUUAAAUUUUUGUUAAAUUAUUUCUGUGUUUGUGACAG
This is a messenger RNA of Balearica regulorum gibbericeps (East African grey crowned-crane), 1835 nucleotides long. The record is from RefSeq and is a predicted model, not a curated record. NCBI's taxonomy places the organism in Eukaryota, Metazoa, Chordata, Aves, Gruiformes, Gruidae.